AGUAUGCAAAUCCGAGCACCAGGAAGUAGCUGGGACCUCUCGGCCGAGCUCAGCGACAGCCAGUUCCUCUCCCACCGUGGGGGCCGCGUCGCCACUCACUGCCCGGUCGUGGCGCUUCCAGCCCAAGGUCCCGAGCUCGCGCCCCUGGCCGAGCGUCCCGCGUUCGCGGCCUGCAGCCCCUCCCCAGGCGGGCCCCGCUGCGCUUUCCUGUCGCGCCCCCUGCUUUGAACUCAAGUCACCGUGGAGCUCCGCCACUGCCGCCCCGAAACUUUCACCGCGAGCGGGAAAUAUGGGAUGUAUAAAAUCAAAAAGGAAAGACAAUCUGAAUGACGAUGGAAUAGAUUUGAAGACUCAACCAGUACGUAAUACUGACCGAACUAUUUAUGUGAGAGAUCCAACGUCCAAUAAACAGCAAAGGCCAAUUCCAGAAUCUCAGCUUUUACCAGGACAAAGGUUUCAAGCUAAAGAUCCAGAGGAGCAAGGAGACAUUGUGGUGGCCUUGUAUCCAUAUGAUGGCAUCCACCCAGAUGACUUGUCUUUCAAGAAGGGAGAGAAGAUGAAAGUCCUGGAGGAGCAUGGAGAAUGGUGGAAAGCUAAGUCCCUUUCAACCAAGAGAGAAGGCUUCAUCCCUAGCAACUACGUGGCCAAGGUCAACACCUUAGAAACAGAAGAGUGGUUUUUUAAGGAUAUAACCAGGAAAGAUGCAGAACGACAACUCCUGGCACCAGGGAACAGUCCAGGAGCUUUUCUCAUUAGAGAAAGUGAAACAUUAAAAGGAAGCUUCUCUCUGUCUGUCAGAGAUUAUGAUCCUGUGCAUGGCGAUGUUAUUAAGCACUACAAAAUUCGGAGUUUGGACAAUGGGGGCUAUUACAUCUCUCCACGAAUUACUUUUCCCUGUAUCAGUGAUAUGAUUAAGCAUUACCAAAAGCAGGCAGAUGGCUUAUGCAGAAGAUUGGAGAAGGCAUGUAUUAGUCCCAAACCGCAGAAGCCAUGGGAUAAAGAUGCCUGGGAAAUCCCCCGGGAGUCCAUUAAGCUGGUGAAAAAGCUUGGCGCCGGACAGUUUGGGGAAGUCUGGAUGGGUUACUACAACAACAGCACAAAGGUUGCUGUGAAGACCCUGAAGCCAGGCACCAUGUCUGUGCAAGCUUUCCUUGAGGAAGCCAACCUCAUGAAGACACUGCAGCAUGACAAGCUAGUGAGACUUUAUGCAGUGGUCACCAAGGAAGAGCCCAUCUACAUCAUCACUGAAUACAUGGCCAAGGGCAGUUUGCUAGACUUCCUCAAGAGUGAUGAAGGAGGCAAAGUGCUGCUCCCGAAGCUCAUUGACUUUUCUGCUCAGAUUGCAGAGGGCAUGGCCUACAUUGAGCGUAAGAACUACAUUCACCGCGACCUGCGAGCAGCUAACGUCCUGGUCUCCGAGUCACUCAUGUGCAAGAUUGCAGAUUUUGGCCUUGCUCGAGUAAUCGAAGACAAUGAGUACACGGCAAGGGAAGGUGCUAAGUUCCCUAUUAAGUGGACAGCUCCAGAAGCAAUCAAUUUUGGAUGUUUCACUAUCAAGUCUGAUGUGUGGUCCUUUGGAAUUCUCCUGUAUGAAAUUGUCACCUAUGGAAAGAUUCCCUACCCAGGGAGAACCAAUGCAGAUGUAAUGACUGCACUGUCCCAGGGCUACCGGAUGCCUCGCAUGGAGAACUGCCCAGAUGAGCUCUAUGACAUCAUGAAAAUGUGCUGGAAAGAAAAAGCAGAGGAGAGGCCAACAUUUGAUUAUCUGCAGAGCGUCCUGGAUGACUUCUACACUGCCACUGAGGGGCAGUAUCAGCAACAGCCAUAGCACGCAGGAAGAUUUGUCCAUCCAGCAGGGAUGGUUGCCUCACCAGAGGAAAAAAGUAGCCAUCUAGUUACCUCAUGUCCUGGAUCACCUACCACGUCUGGUUCCUGAGAGUAGAGGCUACGUUUCUCAGGAAGAAAAACCUGACCACAGGAAAGUAUUCUGUUCACUUAGACUGAUGUCCAUCGAAAUGCUGCCUGGAUUGCACCUCAGCUGAUCAUCUUGCUUUGUGUGACCAACAUCAAAAUGCAACCUCUUAAGCAAACAAAAUUCUCCCCAAAUAUGCUCCCACACUGGCCUAGUGUUCACAGCUAGAUGUGACUCAAAGGUUCAGAGACUAUUGCAAAAUCUACCAUAAUAGCUGAAUUUAACUCAUAGAAAGCAAAAAUAACCAGAUGCAUAGCCUGACACUUUGCAUUUUCUCUAUGCUUUGGCUUACUUUAAAAAGAAUUACUAACCCAGCCUGUUAGAUUUUAUAAGUGAGAUCAGCAGCUUCAAAUUGUCUUUCUCAGAUUGCAGUGUUUCUGUUUUAGGGGUUUUAUUUCCCACCCCUCAAAAUCUAAGACCAUUAAACCUUGUCCUUCUGGAUCAGCUGAUCAGAUUCACUGUGCAGGUGACAGGCUAAUGUGUCUGCCCCCUGCAGGAGCAUCGUUCCUAGCACUGGACUGUUGAGUCAUAGCAGGAAGUAGAGCCUGGGCUGCCCUCUCCUGCCAGGGACAGAAGAGCCUGGGAACUGCUCUGCCUUUAACUGUCUUAACAUUUUUCAUUCCACAAUUUCCUAGAUAAAGACUUUUUUUUGGACAGUGUCAUCCGGAAGAACAGUAAAAGUCUAAUCUCUGCAGAGCCUUAUAAGGCUUUUUCUAAAUCAAGCAUUUCCUUUUUGCUUCAGAUGAUUUGAACAUUAUUUUAAAAAUCAAAUAUUAACUUUAACUAUACUCUAAAAAGUAAAAAUGCCGUAUUUGAGGCUAUUUUUGUGAUUCAGCAGUCUUUUCUAAAUUGUAUGAGAUUUGUGUGAGACUAUUUAUACCCAAGAUAUAAAGAAAAUAAAGUCAGGUGGCUCCUGUGAGCUGCUGUGGUGAGAGUUGAGAGGUUUUGUUGGCUGGGUUUUUGUACUGUAAGGUUUGAAUGGAAACUGCUGUGUCCCAUCAUUUCACUCUUGCUGUUGUGUCUAUGCUUAAUAAUUCUAUUUUUAUUUUAUUUUAAUAUAUGUGGCCCAAUAACAUCUCAGGCUUUUUUGUCUUGUGUUUAACAUUUCCAACUAUUGACAAUGUGAAAAAAAGUACCAAUUGGUGGGAAGGGAUAAGAAGUGAUUCCCUUUAGCUCCAUGGUAUAAACUUAAGAAGUUCUACCUCUGUCCUUUGAAUGUUUUGGACUGGAGAGCUGAGGAAUUGAUGGCUUGGAUUCCUGAGCAUCCCUCAAUGGGCACCAGAUAGGAUUUGGGGGGUUUUGUGUUUUGUUUUGUUUUGUUUUGUUUGAGACAAUGUCUCACCGUGUAGUCCAGGUGGACCUUGAACUCACUAUGUAGCCCAGGCUGGCCUCAAACUCUUGGAGAUCCUCCUGCCUCAGCCUCCUGAGUGCUGGGAUUAUAGGUGUACCCCACCGUGCCCAAUAGAUAGAAUUUAUUUCUGAAAAAGGUUUUUUAGGAACCAUCAAAAUUUUCUUGUUUUAUAUUUUGUUUAGGUGUCAGUUGCCUAAGGGAAGGGAUCAAAUAGUCUACUUUCCCUCUCUUUUUUCUGUGUGAUUUUUUUAAUGUCCUUUCUGAAGUAUUCUAAAAUUCUCAAUUCACAAUUGCGAUAUUCACAAACAUAGAAUAUAAUCAUCAUACAAUGUCUGCAUAGCUAGUUAUUUAAUUCACAGUGGUACAUUUUCUACCCAUACUGUUCACAUUUUAUUUCAGAACCCAAUAUGUUACAUGGAGAGGAAGUGUAAAGAAUUCUCUAGGAAACUAAAAUUUUAUCUUCGCCCCUGCAGGAGAUCAGCUUGAAACUAUACUGAGUAGACUUUAGAUAGUAUUGAUUUGGCUUAUGAAUUCAGCUGUUGAUUAAGAUUAUGAAUCACUCUAAGGCCUAAGUGUGAAUUGCUAAUUGACCUUUCAGCUGGUGUUUGGAGAUAGACUUCCCUGUGCCAAAGAUCACAAUUGAGGUCUCAGUGAUCGAUGUGGUUGUGAUGUCUCUGUAGGAAACACUGAAGCUGAGGAAUUAUGGCUCGGUGCAGCCAUUCUCUAAGAUCAAAUGUUAGCUAAGAUAAUGCAGGUGAUUUAGCUAUGACUUGCAAGUUAAUACAGGUGCCUUGUUAACUGUGACCUAGCCCUCACAAGUAUACAUAAUUACUCCCCUUCUUCCAAGCCUGGCUCAUUAAGUGCAUUCGUUCUCCUAUUCCCUACAUCUGCCUUCACACCCCCUUUCUAUGUUAUAUAAUCAUAAAUACUGACGAAUCCAGAGCUCGUGGUCUUAGCCAGGACAGAGCUAAGAUCAGGUGAUCUUUAGCCAAGAAAGCGCUAAAGAUCAACUCCCAGCCCCCCAAGUAAUAAACAAUCAUUUGUUCUUUA
Molecule: messenger RNA, 4373 nt
Organism: Heterocephalus glaber (naked mole-rat)
Lineage: Eukaryota; Metazoa; Chordata; Mammalia; Rodentia; Bathyergidae
Gene: Lyn
Product: LYN proto-oncogene, Src family tyrosine kinase
Biological process (GO): protein phosphorylation
Molecular function (GO): protein binding; ATP binding; protein tyrosine kinase activity
Source: RefSeq, a predicted model, not a curated record